UCACCGACAGCUGUGGGGUUUUCAUUAUCUGUCCGGCCACUAAUAAUCAGUUGUUGGACCACCGUCGGAGCCGUUUUUCCUGCAUUCUUAUCGUGUUUUGGUUAUGCUCAGACUUCGUGUUCAGCUGGAGAAGUCAGUCAAUUACAAAACUAUGCUCUAAAUAUUACGGUUUAGAGACAGCGUCACGCCCACUGCUCUGUAAAGACAGUACGAUAGGCUCAAUGGUACAGUUGGUAGCUGAAGAAAGAACCUGCCCCACACAGUGCGAUCAGCUGGCCGACCUAUGUUCGCUAGCAAACCUCGAUAGCUAGCACCCGUAGCAGCAAAGUGGUACCCACAAAUAUUUGGUUGUACGAUUGGCGUUACCAAGCUACCUAGCUGGAUCGGAGUAGGUCUGAGUUUCUCAUCUGACUGACAGCAUGUCUGUCGGGUAGUGUUGUUAUCAUUUCGGAUUUGAUUUGUUUUAAUGAUCGACCUUUCUGGCAUUUUUCUCGGAGGAGAGAGAGAUGGGCUCCGGGGCCGUGGAUUCGUCCCAGUGGUUGUCAGUGAAGGAAGAGACUAUUUUCCUUCACGAUGGACUGAUUCGGGUCACGGAUCUGGCUGAACUGCCCAGUGAAAUCGGUGUGUCUGAGCAGGGGGACACUGAGCAGGAGAUCCUCACAUUCGAAACGAAGAACCCUGCGGAGCUGGCUGAGCGUCUCCGUGCCGUCUGUGGUAACCAAAGCAAUGCGUAUGCCCGCCUGUUUGAGUACCGUUUGAAUGCGCUGCGGGGCCUGUGGGGGGCCCAGCGUCAGCUGGCCCUGGAGGAACAGCAGGACCGGGAGGGGGCCGGGGGGGGAGAUGAGGAGGCCCUGGCCCUGCUAAAACGACAGGGCCUGCUGCAGCAGCCUGAACAGGCGCCUUUCACUUCCCGUGUGGGCCUGCUACUGGUCUUCCCCCUGCUGCAGUCCCAGACACGCAGUGACCCAGCGCUCUGUGGGGUCACAGCGGAGGUGCUGCUGUCUUGCCUGCGUGACUGCCAGCCCCUCAGCCUCAGCAAGGAACCCGCAGACUGCCUCAACGGCCUGGAGGGGCUGCUCUGCUCCUGGCUGGAGGAGGGGGUCCAGCAGACAGCACAGACCCAGCAGGGACAGGCUCCGACAUACAUGUUCCAUGCACACAGGCAGAGGGAGAACGCCGCCGCUGCCCUGGUAGCCCUCGCCUGCGCCAGGGGGUCCUUAAAGACCUUUAUCCACACUGUUCACCUGCUGCAGAAACAGACAGACCUGGGCCAGCUCCCUGUGGCUGAUGUGCUCUACAAACUCCUAGUGCUGGAGGGGGGGCCAGGCUCCCCGUCCUGUCUGCUCGGGGGCAAGCACAGCGUUUCCUGGGGCUUUGAGGACAUGCUGCCUACACCUGACAGCAGCAAUGGAGGGGCAGAGAGCAAAGACACAGACCUGGGGCGCUGUCUGGCCACAGACGGGCUCUAUCUCUACACCACUAACUCCUUUGGGAGAGGAAUCAGCAAGCUGGGCUCCGGUUUGCACGGGACACUGAGAGGGUUUGUGUACUGUCGGAAUGAGGAGUUUGAGGCGGGCUGGGUGGUGUUCAGCAGCGGCCGCCUUCUUCACCGCCCCGCCUCCUUUGAUGCCAAGCCUCAUCAGCUGUGCCAGGUCAUCGACCCCUUCACCCUGCAGGUGUGCCAGGUCGUUCCCAUGCCAGCCCACCACUUCCCUGUGGGCAGCAGCGUGACCACGCUGCACCUGUGCUCAGAUGGAACCUACCUGUACUGGGUGUGGUCUCCCGCCAGCCUUAACGAGAAGACCCAGAAAGGCCACUCCAUCUUCAUGGAUGUCUUUCAGCUGUCGCUGGAGACAGGGUUGUGUGUGGCAGACGUCCUGCAGGAGAGGGUGAUCCUGACACGGAAGGAGGGCGAGUCUUCCAAGUGUCUAAACGAGCUGCUGCUGAGCCGCAUGUCGCGCUUCCGCGCCUCCCACUCCGCCACGCUGGCCGCUCUCACCGGCUCUGCCAUCUCCAACACUGUCAAGGAGGAGCAGUCCGCAGUGAACACUAGCUGUGGCCUCCCUCUGAAGACUCUGAGGAAGACGCCCAUGUAUGUGUGUGGGACCUCUCUGGUGAUGCUGGCAUCUCCGCCCGGCGUGUCUGGCAGUUCUACCACACGCUCCCUGUUUGGAGGCACCAGCGGUCUGUCCUCCCUGAAAAUCCUCUCCUCCAGUCUGGUGUUCAACCUAGCUGAUGGUCAGUUCAGCAGCCGGGCAGACCUCAUUGAUGCCCCUGGCAGUUCUCUGGGCAGGGGUGCCCAGGUGGCAGGGCUAGGAGCCUGCUAUGACGCCCUCAACAACUUGAUCUGGACCUGCUCCAGUGACUACAUGGACCAGUGGUGUAACCCUGGCAACCAGGCCUUCCAUCACAUGUGCCAUAGGCUUGGCGUCAGCAAUGUCAUCAAAGAACCCAAAGAGGAGACCGUGGCCACCGGUGAGGUGAUCAACCAGCUGCUUCACCAUGUGGGCGCUAUGUGCAUCCACCAGCUCAACCUGCUGGCAGCCAGCAGUAGCCUGCCCCUGGGCACCCUCCUGGGCAAGCAGCACCCCAUCGAUGCUCGCCACUUCAGCAGCAUAUGUGACAUCAUGGAGAAAGCCAUGGUCAAUGGGGACAGCUGCAUCAUCCGCUGCAUCUUGGUGGUGUUCCAGGUGGUGUUCAGGUUCUUCAACCCUCAGUCGGAGCAGAACAGGGAGAGCGUGCGGCGUUCAGGUCUGCUCCUGUGGCAGCUGCUCAUGGCACCGGUGGAUCAGAUCGGACCAGAGAUCCAGGCAGAAGUGUGCCUGGCUAUCAGCUCGGGUUUGAAUACCUUGUAUCAGGGGGAGUCUGAACUCAACAACCUGCUGAAGCUGGUCCUGACAGAAGGGGAGAGGAACAGUGGUCUGUCUCAGCUCCGUGAUGUCAUCCUCACCAACCUGGCUGACCAGCUGCAGAAAAAUCGAUUUGGGAGUGACGAAGAUGACCACUACAGACUCAGUGAUGAACUCCUGCACAGCAUCCUGAAAACCGUUGUCCGUGAAUCCUGCCGUCUUAUCACCAAAUGUCAGACUGUCGCCAGGGACGACUUCCAGAAGCUUCUCUCCACUGUGCCAGUGGCCUCAUCAAGCCUGCGCUACCUCAUGGCCAUUCAGAACCACCUGCUUAGCAACACUGUUCUGAUCUGCCCCGACGACAACGACGACAGUGACAACUCCCUACAAGGGGAAACAAUGAAGGUACAGGAGCUGCAGACCAGCAUCCUGUCGCUGGCCACCAAGAUCCUGGUGGGGUGUGACGAGGUGCUGGAGAGCUUGCAACAGGUGACCACUGCCCUCAUCAACAGUGACAUCACCGACCGAGAGACCAGGCUGAAGGGCUUGGAGCAGAUUACCAAGGCUACAAUGCUGGGGCACCUGCUGCCGGUUCUGCUCACCUCUCUGAUGCACCCCAACCUGCAGACACUUGCGCUCGCCGACGCCCUCAUGCCCCAACUAGUGCAGCUAGUCCUCUACACCAGCCAGACUGCUCUGCUGCUCAAGACCCAGUCUCCUCUCUUCACUGACAGCACUCCAUUGGUUGGAGGGCCGCUGGGCCAAAAGACGCCUGCUGCUGCUGAAGACAGCUUUAGAAUCCUAGAUGAGCGGGAGGAGCCAGGCUUCCUAACAGGCCUGAAGAUCCCUGCGCCGUGGGCUGCUGGGAAGACGGUGGAGACGGUCCACCCGGUGCGAGACAACUAUAAGUUCAAAGAGACGGUACACAUUCCAGGAGCACGCUGCCUUUACCUGCGCUUCGACUCCCGCUGCUCCUCACAGUACGACUACGACAAGUUGGUGAUGUAUGCCGGGCCCAACACUAACAGUCGCAAGGUGACUGAGUAUGGAGGCAACACUCUGGGCUAUGGCAGUCGCAGUGUCCUAGGGACAGGUUGGCCCAAAGACCUGGUCAAGGUGGAGGGGGACACAGUGACGUUCUCCUUUGAGAUGAGGAGUGGGCGCGAGCACAACACCCCAGACAAAGCUAUGUGGGGGUUCUCCUGCACUGUCCGAGCGCAGGAGUCAUCAGAGGAUGUCUCUGGGGGUCUCCCCUUCCUGGCAGACCUGGCGUUAGGUCUGUCUGUACUAGCCUGCUCCAUGCUCCGCAUCCUCUACAACGGACCUGAAGUAACCCGAGAGGAGGACGCCUGCCAUGACCUGCUCUGCUCCAAGCUGCUCCAAAGGUGCCAAUGGCAGGUGGAAGCUAAUGGUGCCAUCUCUCCAGCCCUAACCCCCAGUCCCUCUCCGCUACCCCUCACCAUCGAGGAGGACCGGGAGUUCACCUACCCCUCUGACGUGCUCAUCCCUCCCCCGGGCCUCAUGCCUGGGGCCUACUUUGACCUGCCCCGUAUCCGCCUGCCUCCAGGAAUCAUGGGCCGGCUACGAGAGGUGUCCGGCAGGGGGCGACCACAGUUCCGUCCCAGCAUCAAGGAGGUGAUCAGGCCAGACGUUAUGGAGGAGGUCAUAGUGUCGUGUGUGAUAAAGCAUCUGACGCUGGUGGAUGCUCUCCAGUCGCUCGUCAACUUCCAGUACCGCGAGGAGCACGCUGAGGAGUACGACCUGCUCUGUAAGAUCAUGGCCGAGACUUUCAAGAAGAUCAACGCCAUGGAGCGCCAGCUGCAGAGUGUAGCAGAGCUGGAACAGAAGUGGCAGAACGAGGUGGAGGAAGCUCAGCAGGGGAAAGCUAGAGAACAAUGCUCCAUUCUUCCGGAGAAGUUCUUCCAGGAUGUGAACUCUGUCCACCUAAAAGGUGCUGUGCCGCUGACCAAAACCAAAGCCCUGGUGAAGAGCCUGAUGAACCGCACAGAGCUGCUGCUCCACGUCACCAUCGCUCCUCACUGCAGGAGCCUGAACACCACACCUGCUGGCACGCCAGCCUGUAAGUCUGUGUCAGACACUAAGACGGUGGUCCCCGGGGUGAAGCAGCCAGUCUUCCUGCGCAGCAUGUCUGCACCCUCCGACCUGGAAAUGAUUGCCAACCAGGACCUGGAGUUCACACACAUCAGCCAAAGGAGGCGACACCACCCUACCAGUCACCGCAGCAGCUCCUUCACACUGCUGCAGUCUCUAGCCAUGGAGGACUGCCGGGACAAGCCAACGUACAGUGUGCUGCUGGGACAGCUCUUUGCCUUCAUUGGGACCACGCCCGACCAGUCAGUGUCCAGCAGCAGUUUCCUGUCUGCGGCUCAGACACGGUGGAGGCGGGGCAGCACGAGGAAGCAGGCCUUGGUUCACAUGAGGGAGCUGCUCACCGCCGCAGUCAGGGUGGGCGGGGUCACUCAUCUGGUGGGCCCUGUUACCAUGGUGCUGCAGGGAGGGCCCAGGAUCGAAGAGCUGACCUGUGGGGGAAUGGUGGAGCAGGUGCAGGAGGCCUUUGGGGAGACCAUGACGUCUGUAGUGUCACUAUGUGCGCGCUACCCCAUCGCUUGUGCUAACAGUAUCGGCAUGCUCUGCACCAUCCCCUAUACCAGGAGUGAGGAGCAGUGCCUGGUGCGCAGUGGUCUGGUCCAUCUGAUGGACCGCCUGUGCAGCUUGAGUGGCCAGAGGGACUGCAGCUCCAAUGAGAAGCAAACCAAGAAGCAGAAGGUGGCCACCAUGGCCUGGGCUGCCUUCCAGGUGCUGGCCAACCGCUGCAUCGAGUGGGAGAAGGUGGAAGGUGGUUCUACAGAUGCGGUGCACUCGGGUCUGGCCCGGCAGGUAUCCAGCCUGCUGACCAACCACCUGGCCAGAGCCACAGAGUGCUGUGGGAACCAGGCAGCAGGGAACGACGCCCUGCAAGAUGUCCUCAGCCUGCUCAACGACCUGUCCAGGAGCCACAUAGGGAAGGCAAUCCUGAGCCAGCCAGCCUGUGUGUCCAAGCUCCUGUCCCUGCUGCUGGACCAGCGGCCGUCUCCCAAGCUGGUGCUGAUCAUCCUGCAGCUGUGCCGCGCUGCCCUGCCCCUGAUGAGUGUGGAGGACUGUGGCAACGUGGCGCUGCCCGCCUGGAGCUACUCCAUCAACACCCUGGAUGCUGAGCAGCAGGACGCCGCCGACCCCGCCUCGCGCAUUGCAGCCCUGCUGCUGGCCAAGCUGGCUGACUACGUAGUACCAGGCUGCCAGACCCUGCUGUCCCCCAGCUCCUCAGAGCCAGACACCAGCCUGAGCCGCUCCAGCCCCAAGGGAACCCUGAAGUCUGAUAAGGACGCUGGGGAGGAGAGCGAGGCUGUGGAUGGCAAACUGUCCAUAUUUAUCCACAAGAGGGAGGACCAGUCCUCUCAUGAGGUGCUCCAGCCACUGCUCAGCAGUUCAGAGGGCCGGCCAUUCCGCCUUGGAACUGGAGCAAACAUGGAGAAAGUGGUGAAGAUGGACAGAGACAUGACCAAGAGUGGUAGCUGUGAGGUAAUCACAGAGGAGGCUGCAGCCGCCCUGAGGAAGGCCAAUAAGUGGGCCCAGUCUGGGCUGAUAGUCAGCGUGGGCCCGCCUGUGGAGGCUCUGGCACAGGAGGCCGCUGGAGGAGUCACCACGGGGGACAAGAAGAAGACCGCUCAGACCGCUGUGUGUCGGGACAGGAACUCUGAACUGGCCAGGUCCGACCCAAUCAGGCCCUUCAUCAGUGGCCAUGUGGCCAACAGUAUGGCUGCUGAGGUUAUCGCCCUGCUGCACAGCCUGCUCACAGCACCUGAAUCAAACACCGCCCAGAUCUGGACCAGCACUGCAGAGAAGGUGCUGUCCAGAGCACUGAUGUUCAUCCCACAGCUGGGGAAGUAUGCUGAGAGCAUCCUGGAGAACGGUAGCAGCAGCAGCAGGAAGCUGGCCAAACUCCAGGCCAUCGGCAGGCAGGCUGUAGCGGCACUCUGCGCCCUUGGAGGCUUCAAGGAGACCAUCAAGAUAGGCUCAGAGGUCCAGGUGGUGGGUAAAGGAGUGCUGGACAGCGUGGGCCUGGUCAUGUCCAUCAAUGAGCAGGAGGGCCUCGCCACAGUAAAGUUCCCUUCCUGCGAGUACAAGAAGGCCUGCAAGGCCUCCGACAUCCUGACGGUGCCCAUCUCCCGCCUCUGCACUCCCCGCUCUGAGGCGCUGCCCCUCUACAAGCUGUCUAUCACAGAGAAGGUGGUGCAGGCGGUACAGUCCAUGCUCCUGCCACAGGAGGGUAGUCUGUCCAUCCACACCUCCCUCCCCGCCUCAGGAGAUGGCUCUAGUCCUGUCAUGGCCGCUGUCCGCCUGCUGGCUGAAAUCAGGACCAGGGCAUGUCUGGUGAUGGCCCAGCUCCUGGAGGACAGCUCGUUCUGUGAAGAGUUCAUUCAGCAGUGUCCUGCUGCUGUGGAGGUGCUUAACCUAGUGGCCCAGGAGUGCAGUCCUGGGGAGCGUCUGGGCAUGGUCGAGGCACAGUGUGAGCGAGUGAGGAUGCUGUACCGAGACUGCGCUCGACCACCACCCCCUCCCCUCCAGACAGACAGGUGCCAGCCCAAGGAGAUUACAUGGAGUCCAACCAGGGUAUUCCCUCCAGUGCGUGCCUGCAUGUUCUCAUCCCGCCUUACCUCCGUCACCUUCCUGGCCGACCCCAGCGCUGGAGGAGGCCUGCCCAGGGGAACCUUCAUCUAUGCCACCUCACCUGUACCUGUUCAGGCUCCUUCCUUUUACUGGGAAAUAGAGAUUGUCUCCUAUGGAGACUCGGAAGACGACAGCAGCCCUAUUGUGUCUUUUGGUUUUGCCACAGAGGCGGAGAAGAGAGACGGAGCAUGGACCAAUCCUGUUGGCACCUGCCUCUUUCACAAUAAUGGUAGGGCUGUGCACUAUAAUGGCUCCAGUCUGCUGCAGUGGAAGAGUGUGAGGCUGGACGUAGCCCUACUUCCUGGGGAUGUGGCGGGCAUUGGCUGGGAGCGCUCUGAGGGCACCCCUCCACCCCCUGGCCAGGUCUCUAAAGGGCGGGUCUACUUCACCUACUGUGGCCACCGCCUCAGCCCCUUCCUGGAGGAUGUAGCAGGGGGCAUGUGGCCUCUGGUGCACAUUCAGAAGAAGAACACAAAGAUUCGUGCCAACUUUGGUUGCCGGGCAUUUGCGUACGCAGAGGGCCAAGCACACCGCAAUGCUGCUGACUUUUGUGUUGACCUGGCAGAGGAAAUCAGUGCCAACUUCGAGGCCCUCCCCUUCGCCAUGGCAUCCGACAGCGACAAUGAUGCGGGUGCUAGUGUGGCAUCUGACUCUGGAUCCCACGGACCUCCCUGUCGGAUCGCCGCGGUAGCAGUUGCUCAGCAACAGUACAACAGUGACUCGUCGUGUCUCUACAAGGUAGAGCUGAGCUACGAGAACCUGGUCACCUCAGGGCCUGAAGCACACCCCCCGCCUAUCGCUGACGAUGAGAGUGAUGACGAAGAUGAUGACGAUGUUCCCAGGGAGGACCACUAUGCCCUGCUGGUGAAGGCCUGGGAGACCAAGGUGUUCCCCACCAUCCGCCGUCGCUUCCGCAAUGAGGCAGAGAGGAAGUCUGGUCUGGACCAGAUCAAGGGAGCACUGCAGCUGGGCAUGGUUGACAUAGCCCGGCAGACAGUGGAGUUCCUGUAUGAAGAGAACGGUGGCAUCCCCCGGGACCUCUACCUCCCCACCAUCGAGGACAUCAAGGAUGAGGCCAACAAGUUCACCAUCGAUAAAGUCCGCAAAGGUUUGACCGUGGUCAUCCGCUGUCCAGACAGCAACAACACCAACAGCACCACAGGCGGAACAGCCCUGCCCAAGUUUGCCAUCCGAGGAAUGUUGAAAACCUUCGGUCUGCACGGAGUGGUUCUGGACGUGGACUCAGUAAAUGAGCUGGUACAGGUAGAGACGUACCUGCGCAGUGAGGGGGUGCUGGUAAGGUACUGGUAUCCCAUUGAGAUGCUGGAGCGUCCCCCUGUUGGAUCCCGCCGUACUGCUGCCAAUGGCCUUGUUAAUCUCGACAGCAGUAACAUCCAGAUCCAUAGGGAGCUUCUGCGCUGUGAGAGUGCCCUUGCUCGGCUUUACUGCCGCAUGGCGCUACUCAACAUCUUUGCCCCCAAGAGCCCCCACACCUUCACCCGCCUCCUCCACAUCCCAGCCAUUAGAGACAUCACUCUGGAACACCUGCAGCUGCUGUCCAAUCAGCUGCUAGCUCCGCCUCUGCCUGAUGGCACCAUCAGCUCCAGCGCCAUCCUGCUGGCCCAGUCCCUACUCCACAAUCUGCAGGGCCAGAGCUGUUCUCCCACAGAACUGUUUUACCAGGGCAACGCACAGCCCAUCCGGGAGUGGCUCACCGUGGCCAUCACCCGCGCCCUGCACCAGGGGGAGGAGAGCCUGCUGGAGCUCACCAAGCAGAUCUGUUGCUUCCUACAGAAUGCACCAGAGCAGUUCACUUCAGAGGACUUCCCGGUAUCAGAGUCAAAGGUCAGCAUGGAUGUCAACUUCCCGGGUGCUGCCUUCGUGAUCGUCUCCUGCAAAGAGAGCCAACUAGGCUGCCGCAAAGACUCCUCCCUGUACAAAGCCCCAUGGGCGCGGGUUAUGGUUUAUGGCCUUGGUCACAAGGUGCGCAGGAACGGCCAGCUCAACCUGAUGGAGGCGGUGUGCUACCCUCUGGAUGCUUCACCCUCCAACACAGGCCUCACCCCCCCUCCCACUACCAACCAGUUCCCCACUGUCAUCAUCCCCACCGACAAAGUGCACAUCAAACUGGGGGUGUCGCCCCCUCCUGGCGCGGUGCUGGUGCUGCACUCCCUGCCACUGGAGUUCCCCCUGGCUAUGGCGUUUGCUGAGCAGCUGCUGACGUGGAAGCUAGGGGAGAAUAAUGAGCACUCUGAGGAGGAGCUGGACACUGUGCCCUCGUCUGUGCUGCUGCAGGUGGUGGAGCUGCUGGGUGGGCUGUUAUGGACCACAGAUCUGGCCCCCUGCAUCAAGGAACUCUCCUUCCACCUGCUGGCUGAGCUCUUCCGUAAGAUCCACCACCUGGAGCAGCGGAAAAGCCCUGCAGGCCUGUCCAGCUCCAUCGCUCUGUUGCUUAACCCCUGCCUGGCCGUGCUCAUGGCCCUGCAGACAGAGCUCCGCAAGCUGUAUGACCGGGAGACUCAGGGCUGGGUGGCUGCAGGGGCCGGAGCAGGGGGCUCCUCCUCUGGUGGCAGUGGCCUGGCCCUGGGGACUGAGCAGAGCAGAUUCUCCACCUACUUCCACGCCCUGAUGGAGGUGUGCCUGGCUGUAGCUGAGGUCACCGUCCCCCUCAACAUGGGGUGCUCAGGAGUGGGAGCCCUGUCCUCCACCAGUGCCCCUAACCUCAGCGACUCCUCUUCAUCCUCCUCCUCCUCCCCAGGCCAGACCCCCCAGAGCCCCAGCCUGCUCUCCAAGCGUAAGAAGGUGAAGAUGAAGAGGGAGCGUGCGGCAGCAGCAGUGGCCGCAGUGGCCUCAGGGAAGAAGGGUUCUGCUGGAGGGGCUCGUCUGUCAGAGAGCGACAGCGCCCUGCUCAACAUGGCCGGUAGUAAACCUGAGGACAUGCUGUGGUUCCACCGUGGCCUCACCCUGCUCAUGAUCCUCCGUCACCUGGCCAACAAGGAUCCCCAGGGGCUGAGUGUGACAAGUGAUGCUGUGACGGACGCCUGCCAGGCCCUGGUGGGACCUACCGCUCACAGCCGUCUGCUGGUGCUCUCUGGCAUCCCUACCCACCUGGAGGAGGCUGUGGUGCGCAGCGCCAUCCGCAGAGCCUGCCAUGCCCACGGGGGACUCUUCAAGGACGAGAUCUUCAUCCCCCUGCAGGAGGAAGAACCUAAGAAGCCCAAGGCAGGAGCCGGGGUGUCCACCCCUCUGGACGGCAAAGCAGCCCCCGAGCCUGGGCGCCCCUUCCCCAGCAACGAGAGCCCAGACAGCUCCAGCAGCGUGACUCCAGCCAUGAGUGUCUCGGCCUCGGCCUCCACCAGCCAGACCUCCAUCUGCAGCUCCUCUCAGGGGGGCGUGACCCGCACCGCCAGUGAGCUCUCUGUGGACCAGGAGCUGCUGGCUGCCCCACCUCUCACCCCUGUGGCUGCAGCCUCGACCGUCCCCUCCCCACAGCAAGCGCCCCUGGAUCCCCACACGGUGUCCAGCCAGGAGAGCCUGGAUAUCUCCCUGUGCAGCACGGGGAGCCUGGGCAGUCUUGGCAGCCUGGGGGAACCUCUGGACAACGCAGAAAGAGCCUCUGUGUCAGACGGGGGCUCCAUGUACUCCAGCACCUCCAUCUUGGCCCGGCCCAUCAAGGGCUAUGCUGUCAUAGAGGUUCGCGCCCGAGCCAAAGUGGAAAAGAUCCGCGCUAGCCUCUUCAACAGCAGCGACUUGAUUGGCUUAUCCAGCCUGGAGGGUGAGGAGGAGCUGAUGGAGCUGACCAAUGAGGAGAUCCUCACAGCCUCCAGCGUCAACCAAAGCUUGUUUGACACACAGGGUAGCUCCGCCCUUGAGGACUACUUCCUGAACAAGUCUCUCAGAGGGGACAAGUUGGUUCCAAGUGCACGAGACGUGCUGAUGGACAUCUUCAAGAGUUGUGUCCACUCAGAGCAGAUGCUCAGCCUCACACCAGCCAAGCCUGUCAAAGUGUCAGACAUCUACUUGAGCAAGGAGCAGAUCACCUCCCAGACCACUGGAAACCUCCUCCACGUCUUCUUUACUAAUGUACGGCCGCCCAAGAAGGUGCUGGAGGACCAACUGACGCAGAUUCUGCGUAAAUAUGGCACCCCCAAGCCCAACAAGAACAAAUACAGCAAGGCGGGUAAGGAACAGCACGCAGGCAAGGUUGUGAGCACCAAGAGACCAAUCACCAAACCACCCAGCAAGGAGAAGUCUGUGCUCAACAGCGUCAGGACUGCACUGAGUGAGAAGAAGACUGUACUGAAGCCCAAGUCCCCUGAGAAAUCCAGGCCUGAUGAGAAGGACACAGAGAAAUCUCCUGCCAAGAAGCCUGAAGUCCCAGAGGAGAAGUACUUGACUCUGGAGGGCUUCCAUAAGUUUGCUGUGGACCGGGCCAAGCAGGACAUCCGUAGCGUGUGGAGGGCCAUUCUGGCCUGCGGUUACGACCUUCACUUUGAAAGAUGUACCUGUAUAGACACGCGGCAUGCCCAGAAGGCCUGUAGGAGGUGGAGUCUGGAGAUGGACGUAGCGUUGGUUCAGUACAUCAACAGGCUGUGUGGUCACCUGGCCAUCACACCUGCCAGGCUGCACCCCCAUGAGGCCUACCUGGAGCCCAGUGACGUCGCUGACCCACGCGUGGCCUGUCUUCUUAAUGUGCCUGUGGAGAGCCUGCGUCUGCGCUUUGCUCUACUGCAGUCUCUCAACAACACCCUGGAGAGUUUCUUCCUGCCCCUGGUGGAGCUGAGACAAACACACACUUACCAGAACAGCAUCGCAGCACUGCUCUCUGGGGCCAAAGGCCUGGUGUUCUAUGAUAACAAAGUGAUAGUGAUGAACCAGGUGUUGAACGCCACAGUACAGCGGACUGCAGACCACGCUGCCCCCGAGAUCACACUGGACCCUCUGGAGAUUGUUGGAGGAGAGAUCCGUUCCUCAGAGAACACCUACUUCUGCCAGGCGGCACGCCAGCUAGCCUGUGUGCCCUCGUCCCAGCUGUGUGUGAAGCUGGCCAGCGGAGGAGACCCCACCUAUGCCUUCAACAUCCGCUUCACUGGAGAGGAGGUCCACGGCACCAGCGGCUCCUUUCGUCACUUCCUGUGGCAGGUGUGUAAGGAACUCCAGAGCUCCGCCCUCUCCCUGCUGCUCCCCUGCCCCAGUGCAGCAGCCAACCGCAACAAGGGGAAGUAUAUUCUGACGCCCUGUCCGAUCAGCUAUGCGGAGGAGCAGCUGCUGCAGUUCUUUGGCCAGCUGUUGGGCAUCGCCAUCCGGGCAGACGUGCCCCUGCCCCUGGACCUGCUGGGCUCCUUCUGGAAGAGCCUGGUGGGCGAGCCUCUGGACCCAGAGCAGGACCUGCAGGAGGCCGACCUGCUCACAUACAACUACGUCAAGAAGUUUGAGGGUGUGAGUGACGAGGACGAUCUGGAGGCCCUGUGUGCAGAGAUCUCGACCCAGCACCACUCAGGAGAGAGUCCUGACUCCCCCAGCCGGCCCUGCUGCACUUUCACCUACAUCACUAUGACUGGAGAGGAGGUGGACCUGUGCCAGGGGGGUCACAACCUUGGUGUCAGCUGGCAGAAUAAGGAUGUGUAUGCGCGAGCAGUGCGGGGCCUGCGCCUGCGGGAGCUGCAGAAUGUGGAGUGUAUGACAGCGGUGCGAGCGGGUCUGGGCUCCAUCAUCCCCCUGCAGCUCAUCACCAUGCUCAGCCCCCUGGAGGUGGAGCUACGAACCUGUGGCCUGCCCUACAUCAACCUGGAGUUUCUCAAGGCCCACACCAUGUAUCAGGUGGGUCUGAUGGAGACCGACCAGCACAUUGAGUUCUUCUGGAUGGCGCUGGAGGUGUUCACUCAGGAGGAGCUCUGCAAGUUCAUCAAGUUUGCCUGCAACCAGGAGCGCGUCCCCUUCACCUGCCCCUGCAAGGACGGGGGCCCAGACACUGCCCACGUACCCCCCUACCCCAUGAAGAUCGCCCCUGCGGACGGGGGAGCAGGUUCGCCAGACUCUCGCUACAUCCGGGUGGAGACCUGUAUGUUUAUGGUGAAGCUGCCCCAGUACAGCUCCCUGGAUGUGAUGCUGGAGAAGCUGCGCUACGCCAUCCACUACCGUGAGGACCCUCUCAGCGGCUAAAGGGACCUGAUGGAUGGAGUACACCACCUCCAUAUAAAUGCAGCUUCAACACCAACUCUACUAUUUAUUACCCAUACAGCCCCACCUUCUCAACCCCUCUUCUGCCCAACUUUACUUUCACCCUCUCCUGGAACUACUCACAGAACAGAAGGCCAACCUGCUUCACCAAGAAGACACUGAAGCUUUUCUUUUUUCUACUUGUUUUAUGUUUGGCUUUGUGCCCGUGCUUAAUUUCAAAAACAUUCUAAUCAGGUUGAGCAUUUCAGGAGUGUGUUUUGACUAUUUUUUUCAGAGCUGAUGUAGGGGAGUUCAACCCCACUUUCCUUGACACUAACGUUGUUAUCUCUUCUGUUUUGGAGUGGCAGUGAGCUGACUGAUCACUACACACAUAGUGGGAGGGACCUGUGACAGGGCACAUACCCUUUUUGAUUAUAGGGAAAGUUACUCUCUUCCACCUUAUUUCCCCUCACUUUUCUCCCCAUCCCUCGUUCAGAGGACUUGGUGUGGUCUUCUAGUUAGUUCUUACUGCUUCCCUCCCACCCUUCCAGAGGGUACUCUUUCUAAGGCAUGCCUUUACCACAAGCACCUCCUCCUCAAGAAGGGGAGAGGGAGGCUCUGUGUGAAAAGGAAACUCAAAAUAUUCAAGGCUUGUGCAUUGUUUGAUGUUUGACAUAGAAGUCCACUUAAUAUCUAAAAGGAACUCUACGAAUUUUUUACCAGGUCAGCUCUCUGCAGUCAAAACGUUGACAAGCACUCUAUAUGACAUUAUAUAGUUACUGCCUGUAAAGAUGGACUGCUAAAAGACAUAACUAACUAUCAGCCUAUAUUUACAGUGAAUAUGGUUUAUUUAAGUCUAUAAAGAGGGUAUGUAUAUAAGUCUUGUAAAAAGUCAUAUUAAUCUAUUACGUGAGGUUGCAGUUUUGAGUUUUGAAACUAUCCUAGUAGCCGUGGCAGCAGGGUAAGGUCAGGUACACUGAAGUUGGACUAACAGACUAAAGCUCUACCUGGUUGUCAAGUCUGGCUUUCUGGGUUGCCUGGUCUGCUAUACUUGCAUUUCAGGUUGUGAAACUUGUGUUGCUUUGUGAAAUUUGAGGGAGAUGUUGUUAUCCCGAGCUGCCCUCCCACACUGCUUGUGUGCUACUGAAUGUGUUUCCCGAAUCCCCCCGCCAAACACACACAAUCCACUCACCAGGGGGUCUAGCCUUUUUAUAUAUUUCCUGUGAUGAAUGAGCAGUGGUUCUGCUGCUUUUUUGUUUGUUUUAUUUGACCCAUAACCAAAAUGUUUUAGCUGUGUGAAGACUUCACAGAAGAAAACAUGUAAAUAGACUUCUACAUUAUAUUUGAUGGCAGUUUUUUUUUUUAUUACUGCUUCACUUCAACAAUUUUCUUUUUUUUUUUUUUUUUCUGCGAUAUUCUUCCAGGGAAAAAAUAUGAUUAUAAUGAUAUAUCUAGGAUAUUCUUUAUUGGAUAUCCAGUUGGUUGGGUUUUGAUUUUUUACCAAUUUUGAAAUGACUAGUUAUAUGUCACCUUAAUGUCUUGGAACUCAGAUGGAUUAUAUCGCUCAUUCUCUUCUACUCCAUGGUGAAACAUGUUUUCUUGUGUGAGUUAAACAGCCAUUUGACUUGGAUGGGACUUGAAGAACACAAUGAGAGCUACCACAAAAUAUUUAAGAUGGAUGUUUGGAUUGCUUGCCAAAUUAGUUUGGUUUUGUUCUUUUAAAGGGUAAAUCGCUGCUAACAAGGACACUCUCUUUCUGUUCUUACCUCCUUUUGGAGGAUUUGAAUAGACCAUUAAAACGGACAUAUUCAUACAAAGGGGUGUUGCGAUAAGAAAAUGUGUGCUGUACAUUUACUUGAUAUUUAUUACAAUUAUUUAUGUUUGCAUUAACUUAACUUUUACUGUCUUACCUCUGCACAUCAGAAACAUAACACAGAUCUCUAAAUGGAUUAUAGAGGGGUAAAGAAUAAGAUGGCGUUUGAGAUUUCUGUGUCACAAUAAAACAUUUCUUGAUGUAA
Molecule: messenger RNA, 15754 nt
Organism: Salvelinus sp. IW2-2015
Lineage: Eukaryota; Metazoa; Chordata; Actinopteri; Salmoniformes; Salmonidae
Source: RefSeq, a predicted model, not a curated record